AUGGCUCUUCACUGUAGCUCACUGAGUUUCAGCUGUGUUGGGUCGCCGUCGAAUCGGUUGGUGGCCCCAUCUUUGUUUUUCUGGAGUUGCCUUACUGUGAAACCAUCAGCCUUUUCAUCUCCGUCGCCAUCUCCGUUUGCAAGAUUCAGACUUGAAGGAAUUGUGGCGAGCACGGCAAGUGCAGCUCAACCGGAGGUUGAAUUUGAAGUUGCAGAGGGGUGCACGAUAACCGAAUUCUGCGACAAGAUAAUCGAUGUUUUCCUGAAUGAGAAGCCCAAGUCUAAGGACUGGAAACGAUAUUUGAUUUUCAGAGACGAGUGGGCCAAGUACCGGGAAAGGUUCUACAGUCGCUGUAGAGUGCGUGCGGAUGCUGAAUGUGAUUCCCAACUGAAGCAAAAAUUAAUCAACUUAUCCGUAAAAGUAAAAAAGAUUGAUGAUGAAAUGGGAAAGCAUGCUGAACUCUUCCAAGAGAUACAAGAUAAUCCCUUGGAUAUAAAUGCGAUAGUAGCAAGGAGGCGUGCGGACUUUACAGGGGACUUUUUUCGCCAUCUCACUUUGCUCUCUGAAAUACAUGACAGCUUGGAGGACAGAGACGCAAUUGCCCGACUGGGAGCAAGAUGCCUAUCAGCUGUCAGUGCCUUUGAUAACACUCUGGAAAUUGUGGACACGUUAGACACUGCCCAGGAGAAGUUUGACGACAUCUUGAAUUCUCCUUCAAUAGAUGCGGCCUGUGAGAAAAUCAAAAGCCUGGCCAAGGGAAAAGCACUCGACUCUUCUCUUAUUUUAUUGAUAAACGGUGCUUGGGCAUCAGCGAAAGAGUCAACUACCAUGAAAAACGAGGUGAAAGAUAUAAUGUACCGACUUUACAAGGCAACCCAAAGUAGUUUGAGAAGUAUUGCACCAAAGGAAAUUAAGCUUCUCAAGUAUUUGCUUAACAUCACGGACCCGGAAGAACGAUUCUCGGCAUUAGCCACAGCUUUCUCCCCUGGUGACGAACAUGAUAUCAAACAACCAAACGCCAUUUACACGACACCUAAAGAGCUGCACAAGUGGAUUAAGAUCAUGCUCGAUGCCUAUCAUCUGAGUACAGAGGAAACUGAAAUUAGGGAAGCCAAGAAAAUGAAUCAACCUGUCGUGAUACAGAGACUUUUCAUCCUUAAAGAAACUAUUGAAGCCGAGUACUUGGAGAAGAAUACCAACACAGAGACAGAUGUGAACUCAGACGAAUCUUGA
Striga hermonthica is the source of this 1233-nucleotide messenger RNA. NCBI's taxonomy places the organism in Eukaryota, Viridiplantae, Streptophyta, Magnoliopsida, Lamiales, Orobanchaceae. The record is from the annotation of a GenBank genome assembly.